Jaminaea rosea is the source of this 709-nucleotide messenger RNA. Its product is annotated as 60S ribosomal protein L15. Gene Ontology annotation, biological process: cytoplasmic translation. Gene Ontology annotation, cellular component: cytosolic large ribosomal subunit; ribosome. Gene Ontology annotation, molecular function: structural constituent of ribosome; RNA binding. Lineage: Eukaryota; Fungi; Basidiomycota; Exobasidiomycetes; Microstromatales. Bases 37 to 648 code for a protein of 203 amino acids. The transcript has 3 exons. The record is from RefSeq and is a predicted model, not a curated record.
CUCGUCCCUCUCCCUCAAGACAGCUGGUAGUUCGCGAUGGGUGCCUACAAGUACUUGCAAGAGCUUCAAACCAAGAAGCAGUCGGACAUCCUCCGAUUCCUUCUCCGUGUCAGGUGCUGGGAGUACCGCCAGCUCAACGUCAUCCACCGAGCUAGCCGUCCCUCUCGCCCCGACAAGGCCCGUCGCCUUGGCUACAAGGCCAAGCAGGGCUACGUCAUCUACCGUAUCCGCGUCCGCCGUGGUAACCGUAAGAAGCCCGUUCCCAAGGGCGCCACUUACGGCAAGCCCGUCCGCCAGGGUGUCAACCACCUCAAGUACCAGCGCUCCCUCCGCGCUACUGCCGAGGAGCGUGUAGGACGCAAGGCUGCCAACCUCCGCGUGCUCAACUCGUACUGGAUCAACCAGGACGGUGUCUACAAGUACUUCGAGGUCAUCUGCGUUGACCCCCAGCACAAGGCUGUCCGCCGCGACGCCCGCAUCAACUGGAUCGCCAACCCCGUUCACAAGCACCGCGAGGCUCGUGGUCUCACUGCCACUGGCAAGAAGUCGAGGGGACAGGGCAAGGGACACCGCUUCAACAAGACGCAGGGUGGAAAGAACAAGGCCAUCCGUCGUCGCGACACCCUCCAGCUUACCCGCUACCGUUAAGCUGCGAGCGUCGCGUGUCGGACGUCUUGUCCUGCCCGUCUUCCCCCUGUCCCUCUCUCUC